Myxocyprinus asiaticus (Chinese sucker) is the source of this 575-nucleotide messenger RNA. RefSeq names its product histone H3-like. NCBI's taxonomy places the organism in Eukaryota, Metazoa, Chordata, Actinopteri, Cypriniformes, Catostomidae. The record is from RefSeq and is a predicted model, not a curated record. Gene Ontology annotation, molecular function: protein heterodimerization activity; structural constituent of chromatin; DNA binding. The coding region runs from base 34 to 444 and encodes 136 amino acids. Gene Ontology annotation, cellular component: nucleosome. The transcript has a single exon.
UUCUGUGAAGAACGGAGAAGAAACGUUGAAGUCAUGGCAAGAACUAAACAGACCGCUCGUAAAUCCACCGGUGGAAAAGCCCCGAGGAAGCAGCUCGCUACUAAAGCCGCCCGUAAGAGCGCUCCAGCCACCGGUGGAGUCAAGAAGCCUCAUCGUUACAGGCCCGGUACCGUGGCUCUGAGAGAGAUCCGCCGUUAUCAGAAGUCCACUGAGCUGCUGAUUCGCAAACUGCCUUUCCAGCGUCUGGUGAGAGAAAUCGCUCAGGAUUUCAAGACGGAUCUGCGCUUCCAGAGUUCCGCUGUCAUGGCCCUGCAGGAGUCCAGCGAGGCUUAUUUGGUCGGUCUGUUUGAGGACACCAACUUGUGUGCCAUCCACGCCAAGAGGGUCACCAUCAUGCCCAAAGACAUUCAGCUGGCCCGCCGGAUUCGAGGAGAACGCGCUUAAAUCCACAGUGACGUCAUCCACAUCAACCCCAAAGGCUCUUUUAAGAGCCACUUCAAUCACACUGAACGAGAUCAUUUCCAGUUUAUUACUGUUUUAGAUUUACUGUAGUGUUCAUUUGUUUCCGCUCUCUU